GACGAAGAAGAAGAAGAAGACCGUAUUUUUGAAGGGAGGGAAGGGAAGGAUCCUUUGCUGAGGAAAAUGGCAGAUUUAGUUAAGCUAAGUAAUGUUGCCUUGAUUGGAAAAAACGUGGCACCUUUCUUGUGUCUGUGUUUGCUGCUCGUUACUGUUCAAGUGGAGUCCGUUGUGCCGUUCACAGUUGCAUUCCAUCUUCAACACUUGCUCGGUGUUCAACAGAACGCCACAGAUUCUAUUCUUCAGCUUCUCUUCUGGGAACGGUACCGCUUGGGGGAAAUGCACUUUCAUCAUUCUGCCACUUACACUACCAUGAUGGACGUGUACACUGCAAAUCCCAUUACUAAUUUCCAGCGCGUCAGCACUGUCAGAUGGAGGUGGAUCUACGUCGUAUUAGGGAACGCCGCAUUCUUACGCAAUAACGUUGGCAGAGUAAGUGAGUUUCUUUCCAAAGCCUCCAUGCCUUCCGACGAGGAUUUCAUUGGUGCAGCCGCAACAUUAUGUCGUCUGCAAAACAUCUACUCGUUGACACCAGCCUAUUUAAUGGAUCUACGUCAUCCUGCUGAAGAGAAACCUGCUUAUUCAGAUAUGGUUCACAUCUCAUCAACAUGCCUUAGCAAUGGUGAUGGCAGCAUUACGAGUGAAGAUGCGGUUAUGGGAUCAGAAAGAAAUAUCCCUGAGGCUACCAAACGGGCUCGGAUGCGCCACGUUGUGUUCAAUCAGGCCUGCACCAAUGCGCUAAGAGGGAUUCAUACCGAUGGACCAGGGGUACUGCUGUGCAAAUUGACUACCAACAGUCGAUAUGCGUCCCUUAUUCUACAACCUAUUAAGGUGGAGGUGAUAAGCACGACGCCGCCUCUUGUACUCUACCACGACUUGAUAAGUGCUGUUGAAGCUCAGCAGAUAAAAAAUUGCUCGAGAAAACGUCUGACACAGGAAUGUCUUGCCGACUGCGACGGUUGUACGGAAAACAGAAGAUGUCGCAUAACUAAGGCAUUUCUGUCUCCCGACGACACCUGCCCCGCUCUAGAGCGUCUUAGUCGAAGGAUCUCAGAACUCACAGGUCUGUCAUCGUACAACGCUGAUGAAUUCGAGGUGGAACACUUCGGUCCUGGUGCCGACAACUCCCAGACAGGCAAAUUCGCAGCCAUGCUCAUGUACCUGUCAGAUGUGCCACUCGGCGGUGCGACUGUGCUACCCCAACAUAAUUUAGUUAUUCAACCGAAACAGGGCUUGGCACUCUUGUGGCAUAGCGCCAGUCGGACUGACUCUCAUAGUGUUGGGUUAUCGACAGAGUGGAGCGAGGCUCCCAAUAGUGAAAACUACUACACCAUUUGCCCAGUAAUUAAGGGUUCUAAUUGGAUUUUAAUGAGAGGGUUCCGUGAAAGGAAUCAGAGUGUUUAAAAUGUAGUUCCUCGAAUUUAUUUAGUGUGUGAAUAUGUCUGCGUCGUUUUCAAUAAACCGUAUCAUU
Ornithodoros turicata is the source of this 1471-nucleotide messenger RNA. RefSeq names its product prolyl 4-hydroxylase subunit alpha-2-like. Gene Ontology annotation, molecular function: L-ascorbic acid binding; procollagen-proline 4-dioxygenase activity; iron ion binding. The transcript has 2 exons. The record is from RefSeq and is a predicted model, not a curated record. Gene Ontology annotation, cellular component: endoplasmic reticulum. Gene Ontology annotation, biological process: peptidyl-proline hydroxylation to 4-hydroxy-L-proline. Bases 67 to 1404 code for a protein of 445 amino acids. Lineage: Eukaryota; Metazoa; Arthropoda; Arachnida; Ixodida; Argasidae.